Messenger RNA from Passer montanus (Eurasian tree sparrow), 1702 nucleotides. RefSeq names its product coiled-coil domain containing 34 (gene CCDC34). The record is from RefSeq and is a predicted model, not a curated record. Lineage: Eukaryota; Metazoa; Chordata; Aves; Passeriformes; Passeridae. Bases 460 to 1344 code for a protein of 294 amino acids. The transcript has 9 exons.
GGUAAUAAGAAUGCUUCUCAGGAAAGACUGUAAAUGUCAGCUGCUAUUUAUAAUCAGUGGGGAAGGGAAUCCUGGCACAAAGCUUCCAGAAAGCCUGUGGUGUUUUUAGUGUUCUUAUGUACGGAUUUAUUUCUUCUGUUCUACAAGUGAGCCUUUGCUGCCGUGCUGUGUACAAAGGAGAUGUGAUCCAUUUGAAGCUCUGGUAUUUCACUGCAUCUCAGGAUGUUUUUGGAGUUCAGUUAUCCUAGCAAUUAACUCUUCAAUGCAGUCAGCCCAGUGCCUUGCAGCACACACUGGUGGAGGGGAAGGAGUAUGAGCAGCAGCUCCUGGAGCCAGCCUGUUCAGCAGCAGUGCUGCAAACGUGCCUCUCUCAACCUGACCGUGGAGGAUGGCCACAGGAGAAUCCAGACAGAUGCAGAGACUGAGUUCAUCAGAUUACAGUUGAAUUUCUAAAACUGAAUGAUUUCAGAAACAAGAGUUGGCAAGUCAAGGGCACAGUGGCUGUGGAGCUGGUUUGACAAGUUGGGCACAAUGGAGCCAUCAUGUUAUUUCUCCAGCCUGUCAAAAGUGCAGUUCCUUGUGAAAUGGAGGGCUGAACACUCUGAAACAGCAGUGGGGAGAAAAGUGUCACCUUUGAAAGAUAACCUUUCACCAUGGGAAGAGUGGUUCAUUGGCAAAGAGAAGGAGCUGCGUGCCCGCUUACAGGCCAGAGCUGCAGAGGAAAUGAAUAAACAACUCGAGGAAAUGAAACAAAAUCAAGAAUGGGAAAGAAGAAAAAGGAUAGCUGAAGAGAAACACAAGGAAUGGGUCUUAAAAAAGAGAGAAGAGGAAAGAAGAGAAAGAAAACGAAAACUGAACAAAGAAAUGGCAGAAAAAGCCACAAGGGAACUAGAAAAAAUGCAGUUAAAAGAAAAGGCUGACGUAAAGUAUAAAGAAUGGUUAGAGAAGAAGAGAGCUGAAGAGGCAGAAAAGAAGAAAAAAGAGAAGGAAAAAGAAAAAGAACGGGAGGCUGAGCUACAGGAGAAGAGAACAAGAUCAGAGAAAAUCUUUAAGGAAUGGCUGCAAAAUGCUAGAAAUAAACCACAACCUGCUUUAAAUGGUUAUGGUUUCCCACAUGGGAGGUCUACAGGGAGUGCUGAUAGAAAUUUGUAUCCAGCUCCAGCAUAUUGUAACCCCAUUCCUUGGAAGCCGGUACAUGUGCCUCCCCCAAAGGAAGACAGAGUUCUCACCAUGAAGAAGAGUCAGAGACCUGUAUCUUGUCAGCCACGUGCAGCUUUACCAGUGGUGAUUUCUAAGCCCAGGAGUAACCCUUGUACUGGAUCCCUGUGCAGAAAGAAGUUAUAGUCCAGAAGAAAUGUCCUUACAAUCUUGACCAAAUCGGACCAUAAAUGUGACCUUCUGUGUAGUUACGUGUCCAGUGCAGAUUGCUUUGUGUCUUUUUUUUCCCCAUUUUUGUGAGCAGGUUUUGUGUUUACUGCUAGUUGACCAAUCAGGCUUUAAAUGUUUUUUUUUCUAUAUUGCAUUUUAGUUUAAAAAAAAGGAGAAGAUUAAUUGUAAUGGGAGUGUACCUUGAUGCCAAUAAAAUGCACAGGGUUAUUUCUUCCUUUCCUCUCUUGUUGUUAAAGGAGUUCUUUUGUAUGUGUAGUUAUUCUUUUGGGCAACAGUAUUCACUAAGUUAUUUUAAAGAUAAAUUAAUUUGUAA